AGUGACAAGUUGUUUUUCAGUUUUCAGCUUGCAGAUGGCUGGGAAGGAGGUCAAGAUGUGUUGUUUAUAUGAUUGACAAUUUGAGUUUCGAUGGAUAUAAAGUUUCAAGAGCGUUGUGAGGGUCGGUGAAGUACACAGGUGCCAAAAAAUGCAGGGAGACGAUCCUCCAUAUUUGGCUGUUGGCACGGAAGUCAGUGCCAAAUACAAGGGUGCUUUCUGUGAAGCCAAAGUUCGCAAGGUUGUUCGCAGUGUUAAAUGCAAGGUUACUUUCAAGCAAGGUUUGGGAACUGCGACAGUGACAGAUGACCAUAUACGUGGGACACUUAGGGUGGGAGCUGUAUGUGAAGUAAAGCAUCCUGAAAGAAAAGAACAACUAGAAGCUACAAUUACUAAGAUUCAGGAUUGCAGUCAGUACACAGUCGUAUUUGAUGAUGGGGAUAUCACCACAUUGAGGCGAAGUGCAUUAUGUUUAAAGAGUGGUAGACACUUUGCGGAAAGUGAAACUCUGGAUCAGUUGCCUCUUACGCAUCCUGAGCAUUUUGGUAAUCCUGUCAUUGGAGGCCGCAAGGGUCGAAGAAGUCGUCAGGCACAGGAUGACAGCAGUGAUGAAGAUGAAGAGAGUCAACGCAAGGGAAAGAAGAAGGAGGAGAAAGAAGCUGAUAUUGGAAAAGUUGUUUGUGUAGAGCUUGGAGACAAAAAGAAACAGAAAGAUAAUUGGUUUCCAGGUCUUGUAGUGGCACCAACUGCCCAAGAUACAGUACGCAUCCGUGUCCGUGAUGAAUAUUUAGUGCGAUCAUUCAAGGAUGGCAGAUAUUUUACAGUUCCAAAAAAGGAGGCCACUGAAUUCACCAGGGAGAUAGGAGGGAAGGUUGAUAAUAAUACCCUAAAGACUGCGGUUGAAAAGGCAUUACAGUUUCUUGACAAAGAGGAAUUGCCACCUCACUGGGACCGUGACCUGCUGUUUGGUCUGGAUGAAAGUAGUGCAAAUAGUGAUGGAAUUGACAGUGACGGCUCGGAUGAUGAACCACGGGAAGAAAAGGACCAUUUUGUGGCCCAGCUGUACAAAUUUAUGGAUGAUCGUGGCACUCCCAUUAAUAAAGGGCCUGUUAUUUCUGGAAGGGAUGUUGACCUUUAUAAACUUUUCAAGGUUGUUGACAAACUUGGUGGAUAUAAUCGUGUCACAAAUCAUAAUCAGUGGAAGACAAUCACUCACAAGUUGGGGUUUGGUGAUGUUAGUGGCAAUACGAACCUGGUUAAAGUUGCAUAUAAAAGAUUCUUACAUAGCUUUGAAGAUUUCUAUCGAAAGUUAGGUUGCACUAUGGUUAAUCACCCGAGGGGGAACAGGGCUCGCCAUCGUGGAGGCCGUAGCCUCAUAAGGGAUAGAGAUCGUGCAACUCCAGUCAAUACUUUGAAAGAAAAGGACAAAGAAAAAGAUAAGGAAAAGGAAAAAGAAAAAGAGAAGGAAAAGGAGAAGGAGAAGGAAAAGGAGAAAGAGAAAGAGAAGGAAAAGGAAAAAGAGAAGGAGAAAGAGAAGGAAAAGGAAAAAGAGAAGGAGAAAGAGAAAGAGAAGGAAAAGGAAAAGGAUAAAGUAAAGGAAAAGGGGAAGGAUAAGGAAAAAACAAAAGAAAAGGACAAAUCAAAAGAGAAGGGAAAGGAAAAGGAGAAAGAUAAAGAAAAGGAAAAGCUACCUGCAGUUAGUGAGAAAUCCACAGAAGUCACAUCAAAGCAGCUGGCUGUGACUGCAGUGAGUGAAAAGGAGCAACCAAAACAAUCUUCAGUAGAUGAGAAGAAACCACCAGAACAGCAGUCUUCCAGGACCAAAGAAAUAAAAAAGGAAAAAGUCAAAGAAAAGAUUGACUUGACUAAAGAAGAGAAGAAGACUGAGAAAUCAAAGGUGAAGAAUGAAGAGAAAGUAAAAGUCGAAGAUAAAACAAAGCAGGAAGAGAAGAAACAACAAAUAAAGCAAUAUGAAAAGGAUAAGCAAAUAAAACUGGAAGAGAAAAGACUGGAAGAAAAGAUAAAAACAGAAGAAAAAGUUAAAAUUGAAGAUAGGGAUAGUUCUAGAGCACUGGUUCGUAAGGAGGAACAUACCAAAGAGAAGGAAUUACGAGGUAGAAUAGAUCGUGGGCGAUCUCGUAAAGAAGAGCCAGCUAUUGGCCCAGAGAAACAGUCUGAAAACAUUCAGGUUGUGAAACAGGUAGAGGAAAAAAAUAAAGGAAACACUUCCAAUGAAGAGGAUAUUUGCAAGAAGACUGUCAAAGUUGAAAAAAUACCAGACAAAAAACAGGAUGAAGAUGACAAGGUACGCAAUAAGAUUAAAGAGGAUACAUCGAAUCAAACAAAGAAAGAGUCUCCAAUUUCACCACAAGGGAGGGAAAGUCGUACACCAUCAAGAGAAAAAGCGCCAAUGUCACAUUCACCUCGUGCACCUGUGAAGAAAGAGGACAAUUCUUCCGCUGUACUCGCCUCAGAUUCACCAUUGUCAGGUCCAAAAAAGCGAGGUCGUAAACGCAAGGACACGGAAACCAACCUUGAGGAUGCAUUGUGCCAUAUUGGAAAUAGUGUGACUAUUAAUGUUGGAGACAAGCUGAAAGUGUAUUAUGGACCAACUCAAGAUUCAAACAAAGUUACAUAUGAAGCAAAGGUGCUAGAAAUUGAGGACGACGAUCUGUUUCUGGUCCAUUAUACUGGCUGGAACACUCGUUACGAUGAGUGGAUCAAGCGUAGCAGAAUUGCUGACAAUCUGAGCUGGAGUCCAACUAGAGCGAAACGUGUGAAGCAGCAAUCACAGGUUCAGGGUGCUCGUCAAACUCCUAGCCGCCGUGGGAGACCUUCACGUGAUUCUGUUUCGUCAACAACAGCUCCUCCACGACCUCGCUCUACUACUCCAUCUUCUGUCACGUCUUCUUCUAGUCGGAACAAAUCCCCAGGGAGUGGUGGACGCAGUGCUUGUGCACAGAGUGGAAAUAGCUCCACCAGAGGUCGUGGGCGACCUCCCUGUCGACGAAGGACUAGAAGAUCUUCUGCACAUACUGAUAUAUCUCUCGCAUCUGAAACAGAGAGUGACGGAUUUGAUUCUGAACAGGAAAUAGAGCUUGCAAGGCUUCGUAGUGGUAAUGAAAAAGUAAUAUCUUCCAUAGCAAGUGUGGAAAAUGAUGAAAUGAAGCAAGAAACUAUAUCAUUUAAAGAGCAAUAUGCAAUUAGUAAGGCUGAAGUAUCAUUUUCCAAAGAUGAUGAUGAAAGUAUAGGGGGUAACUAUGUCCUCAGAAGUAAAGGCAUUGCAGAGCCCUCGUCCUCACUUGAGGAGGAGGAGGAGGAGGAGGCUGACGAUAGUAGUAUUCCUGCUACUCCUGAGCCUGAAAAUCAGAACUUGUGUAAACGACGUACAAGACGUGCAUUUCAUUGUUUAGAUAUCAAAACGGAAACAGACAGCGAUGAAAAUGAACCAAGAGGUCGUGAUUUUGAUCUGAAUGAGAUACGCUCUGAACUGAAGGGCAUAGAGAAAACCGUCAAGGUCUUACCAGAUGUUGAAGAAUGUAUUAUUCCUCUUGAGAUUAAAACAGAAGUUACCAUACACAUACCAGAACAAGAAAAGAGCCUUGCAUCUUUAAUAGCUGAUAAUUCCUCUCUCAGAAAGCUUCCUGAAAAGUUAUGUGAGACUGUUGCAGAUGAUAUUUACGAAUUCAAAGAACCAGAACCAUUCGAAUUGGAAGUUCGACCAAAGAGAGAAUCGUCACUUUUUGAUGACAGAUCUUGCAAGGGCAGUCGACGAUCGGUAAUCCCUCGAAUAUUUGAAGAUGUUGGAUCAUCGUCUCCUCCAAAAUCUGAUAGAUCACCUCAAAGGAAAAAGUCAACACACACAAAAAAUGGCGAGUCUUCGGACUCUGAAACAAAAAAGAAGUUAUCUCACAUUGUUCAAAAAUCGGAUGAUGAUUCUAUUUCAGCUCUUGAUAACACAUUACUAUCUUCUUCCAAGAGUCAUGGAGUUUGUGAAGAUGCUUUUGAUAAAUUGUGUGUGUCACCUUCUUUCAGACUAGUGAACAGCAGACCAGCUUCAAGGAGCAGUGUCAGUGGAAUUGGCAGUAUUAGCCUCUUUGAUGGUGAUGACUGUGGUCACGAUGCUGACGAUGACGAUGAUGAUGAUGAUGAUGGUAAUGAUGCUGAUGCUGAUAUUGAUGAUGACGAUGAUGACAAUGAAAAUGAUGAUGAACAGCUUGGUACAAUUAGAUCUGAACCACUAUUUUCAUACCCACAACGUAAUCAUGAGGAUCUUCUGCCUCCUCCUUCUGAAGAUGAAUUUACUUUUGGAGGGCAGAUACGUCCACCUUCUAGCAACAUGGGCGGCAGGUCAUCUGAUAGUCAUCCAGCAUCAGCAAACGAGUCUCCAGAGGAAGUCAUGAAUAUGAUUCUCAAAGAGGCAGAAUAUGAAGAUGACACAAUUAGUGCAGCCAUUCAGCGUGUUAUUGAUCAGUCAAUUAUGGAUGAUGAUGAUCAAGAAAUAGAUCUGUUCGGAAAGAGUGGACCUCCAACACCACCACCCCCUGCACCACCACCACCUGCUCCUCCUCCACUUGACGUGAGAGAGGCAAGGAGCAGAUUUGCUGCUGCUGUGGAUUCAUCUGAUACUGAUAGCAGUGAUGAAGAAUCCAGGCUUGUAAUAGCACCAUUGGAUGAGGAGGAAGAAGAAGAAGAGGAGGAGGAUGAGGAUGAUAAUCAAGAGGAGGAGGAAGAUGAUGGUGAUGACGAAGAGGAAGAAGAAGAAGAGGAGGAGGAAGAAGAAAAUGGUAGUGAGAGGGGAUCACCACAGGCUACUACAGAAGUGGGGUCCUCAACUGAUGGUUCUUCUGACAUACCAAGUAUGACGGCAGGUGCAGGAAAGUCAAUUCCAGAAACUGCAGUAACAAUUCCAGAUUCUGUGGAAGUUGAAAUGCCUGUCCUUUCAGAAGAUACACCUGUCAUUAUAGAAACGUUACCAACACAAAUCAUUGCAGAAGAGAAUGUGCAAUCAGCAACAAUUGAUCAUCAGAGAGAAGCUCUGACUGCUUCUGUAAGCUCAGUAUCAAAUGACUCUGAAAGCGAUUCAGUAAGUGCUAUGGAAAAUCCUAUUAGGGAAAGUAUGCCACAAUUAUUUUCAGCGUACGACAAAGCAGUUCUCAAUGCUGCAUCUGUCAGAAAGGAUUCCAGUACCUGUGAAAUGCAAGAUGGUGGCUCCAUAGAUGAAGAGAUGAAAAUGUUGGAGAGGGGGGAGAUUGUGCAACAGGAGAUUGAAGUUGGUGAAGCAGAUCUUCUGGACACUGCAGUAAUGCCAGAGAGCCCAAAAAGGCGUCGACUUGACACAGAUCUUGCUGAGUGUGAAGACUGCAGUGAAGUUCCUUCCUUUGACCACUGCAGUAAUAAAGCUGCUUAUGCUGAACAGCAAGCUUUGGUGAAAUCAGAUGAUACCAAGAUAUUGCAGGAUGAUAUCAUAUUGUUAUCACAAAAGGAGGGAGAGCUGGAAGAUGAAGAUGAACUAGUGCAACAGCAAGUGCAGGAGGAAGAGGAGGAGGAUGAGGAGGAGGAACAAGAGCAACAGCAGCAGCACUCUCAAGAAGAGGAGGAAGAAGAUGAAGAAGAAGAAGAAGAGGAAGAAGAAGAAAAUGAACAGGAGCAGCAACAACAACAACAACAACAACAACAACAGGAACGAGAGGAGGAGAACAGUGAAGUAAGCAAGGAGGAAGGAAAUGACGAGCAGGUUGACCAGCAAGACCAGCAGAAGCAAUUGCAUUCGCCACAGAAACAGCAAGAUAAUAAACACGAACAAAAAUGUGGGUGGGAAGAAAAUGAAAGGAAAGAUGAGGAUGGAGAGGAGGCAGAAAGAGAGGUUGAAGAGGAAGAAAUAAUGGAGGAGGAGGAAGAAGAAGAAGAGGAGGAAGAGGAAGAAGAUGGCGAUGAUGAGGAUGAUUGUGAUGAAAAUGAAAAGAGUGAUCAACAGAAACACCAAAAGCAACAGUUACAUCACCAGAAUGAUGAAACAGGAGACGAAGAGUUACGAAAAAAUAGGACCAGAGAACAAGACGUGGUAGUUUGUGGUGAAAGUAAUAGUGAUUCCAGAGAUGUUAUUCUUUUAAAAGCAAGGACAGAAGAAGUGUUAGAUACAAGUUUUUCGUCACCUGUGGCUAUGUCGGACAAUGCUGUGACUACUCCAGUGUCAGAAGCUUCAGACCUGGUGCACAAACAAGAUAAACAGAUGGCUCCCAGUAUUGUCACAGAUCCUGCUACAUGUUUACUCCCAGAAAAUGCUGCGCCAUUAGUUGCAGAGGAGGUAGAGGCACUGGAAGAGGCCGCAGAAGAUUGUGAGGUUGAAGGUGACUGUCAGGUCCUGGGCUCUUUGUUGUGUCAGGAAACUAUACCAGGAUCUCCUGCAGCUGUUCAGCCAACACAAGAUGAGGAGACGGACUCCCAGAUAGCUGCAGUGGAUGAGAUGCCAUUUGCCAGUGUUCCUGGCUCCAGUCCUGGGCCAGCACGCACCAGCAGCCCGUCGAGGUGUCAUUCGCGACCGUCACCGCCCCCAUCAGCUGAAGUAUCUCUGCCGGUUCACCCAGCACCAGUUGCCGGUGUCUCUGGAAAUAAGAGGGAUGCUGCUCCUGUCAUGGAUAAUACACCUCCAACCACACCUGACAGCAGUCUAUCCACAAUAUCUGAUGAAAGAGGAGGGCUGUCACCAAAUCUGGAUAAUGACAGCUCUAAAUCUCAUAGAGACUCUUUUGAAAUUGAUUUGGAUAGUUGUGCUGAUGGAACAAAAGGAGAGCAUUUCAGUGAGGAUGAUUCGCUAUUAAACAUAGAAGUUCCAAGUGAAUGCCAGCAACAGUUACCACGUACGCCAGCUGGUACUUCUCCCGUGGCUGAAUCUACCACAACAAGUGGCAAAAAGCGCCGGAGAAGCAGAAAGCGUUCUGAAUGUGGCGAGACAAGCGCAAAGAGGCCAAGGGCAGGCCGCAGUCCUCGUCACAGCAUUUCAGUUGCAGUCUCUUCAGAUUGGAUAGGUGGUAAUAGCAGUGCAAGUGAUCGUGAAAGAGACAGACGGAACAACCUUAAUGGUGGCAGUGAUAGUGAUGAGCUUUCAGAGAGUUCAGCAAGUGGUAUUGCUCCUGACAGCACUGCAGCUACUCGUUCCCCCCGCCCUUCAAAGUACAACUUUUAUGUGGAACUUGCUCCAGAAUUGGAUGGUUCCCAGCGGAUUGCUCUGCUUCAGCAAAAACUUCAGGAGCUGCGGAAGACCUAUAUGAAUGUAAAGGCAGAACUGGCAUGUAUUGAUAGGCGGCGGAAGAAGCUGAGGCGAAGAGAACGGGAAGAAAAAGCUGCAAAACAGGAAGUCACUUGCUCAUGACGACAGCAGGAAUGCUCUUCAAGUCUGAACUGCCCGAGUGAAAUGAAAUAGUUUUCUAUUUUGUGUAUGUAUAUAUUAUACAUAGACAUUAUACAAAGUAAAAACAUAUUUUCUUGGCAAAUGUACAAAGUUAGUUUCUCAAACAUUUACUAAUGUUUUGAUGUCUCUAACCAUUAAUGAUUCUUUUUUUAAACUGUUGAGAUGUGGAGUUCCAUUAAAGCAAUAUUUUACUCAUAUUGCUGCAGUUGUGAAUGUAUGUUGUAUUAUAUGAUGAUAUUUUUAACUGAAAGAAAACCAUUUCCAACAAGCUCUUUGUUAGAGAAAAUAGAUUGUAAAGUUUACACUCAGAUUUAGUUUUAUAUGCUGAAUUCAUUACUGUCUGUAAUUUUAAAUUAAGUGCAAAAUCAUCGGGCACCGAUAAGAGUGAAUGGGAAAAAGUUGAAAGUUAGAGAGUUUUUAUAUGAAAAAGAAAAUAUAUGUAUACAUAUAUUUAUAUUUUUAUGUAAUGCUGACAAUUCUCCAUUGUGAAUGGCACAAAAAUGAUUGUAUUUAUUUGCAGUUCCUUUAAAUGUUCUUUCGUAUCUCACGUUCAUUAUUUUACAGUGUACAGUUUGAAUCAUGACCUUUGUACAGUAUCAUGUAAUUAUAACAGUAUAUUUUAUUUUUAAAAUAAUUAACAAUUAAGCAAAUAUUUUGUGAAAAUUUAUUCUUGUUUGUAUCAGUUUUGUCUUUGUUGCUUCCUUCCAAUCUUUCUUUCUGUCUUUCUUUUAUCUUUUUGAAUGUACUGACAGUAUUGCAGCAAUUCAUGUACUGUAGUUUUAUUGACAUUAUAAUUUGAAAUAGAACAACUUUUACAUUU
Molecule: messenger RNA, 8228 nt
Organism: Schistocerca nitens (vagrant locust)
Lineage: Eukaryota; Metazoa; Arthropoda; Insecta; Orthoptera; Acrididae
Product: AT-rich interactive domain-containing protein 4B-like
Exons: 24
Coding region: 149-7369 (2406 amino acids)
Biological process (GO): regulation of transcription by RNA polymerase II
Cellular component (GO): nucleus
Molecular function (GO): transcription cis-regulatory region binding
Source: RefSeq, a predicted model, not a curated record